Hemibagrus wyckioides is the source of this 3192-nucleotide messenger RNA. Its product is annotated as trypsin. Gene Ontology annotation, biological process: proteolysis. Lineage: Eukaryota; Metazoa; Chordata; Actinopteri; Siluriformes; Bagridae. Bases 101 to 892 code for a protein of 263 amino acids. The transcript is spliced from 5 exons. The record is from RefSeq and is a predicted model, not a curated record. Gene Ontology annotation, molecular function: serine-type endopeptidase activity.
CACCUGUGGAUCCUCUCUCUCACUCUCUUUAUCUCUCUCUUUCUUCCUCUCUCUCCCUCUCUCUCUCUAUCCCUCUCUCUAUCUCUCUCUCUUCUCUAACAUGAAUCUGCUCACCUUUUCGGUAUGCAUCCUGCUGGAAGUUCUCGCUGUCACCUGUCAGGAGAUGAUGCAGGGCCGGAUAAUCGGCGGCUACGCCCCUGCGCCUUACUCCAUCAAGUACAUGGUGUCCAUCCAGACCAUCGUGGGACAGCACUUCUGCGGCGGCACUUUGAUUAACAAGUACUGGGUGCUGACAGCAGCACACUGCAAUGUAGGUGCUGGGAACAUGAGGAUUGUCAGUGGAGAUUAUUCUGUAAGUGUGUAUGAAGGGACAGAACAGUACCGCUCACCACAGCUCCUAGUACCUCACCCACUGUACAACAAAACCACCAACAACGCAGACAUCAUGCUGAUUAAGAUGCAGACUCCGGUGAUUGUGAAUAACUUAGUGUCCCCUGCACCGCUUCCCCGUCAAGGGGACGACAUGGCAGAGGGUCGUGUGUGCCGUGUAUCUGGCUGGGGAUUCACUAGCCCCACAGGGGGUAUCCCUACAGCUCUUCACACCGCCACAGUACCCAUUGUCUCCAGCACCCACUGCAACAGCACGGAUUCCUACAACGGCAACAUCACAGAAAACAUGAUCUGUGCUGGCUAUGCGGAAGGAGGGACCGAUGCUUGCAGUGGUGACUCCGGAGGGCCGCUGGUGUGUGAAGGUCGUGUCUACGGGAUCGUGUCUUGGGGCAACGGCUGUGCAGAUCCUCGGUAUCCUGGAGUUUACACUGCUGUGUCAAAAUUCCGCAAGUGGAUAGACAACACCGUAUUUGGCUUUUAUGGGAACUGUGGCAAAAACUAGACUGCGCUACCUCAAUACAUUUUCAACCAUUAACUUGAAACCAAGAGAUCAACAUGCCAAAUUCCAUGUUGUUGUAUAUCAAGAGUAUAUCUUCUUGUUGUGUUAUCAUGUUAAUAAUUUGUUAAAUAUAACUCCAAUUGUCCAUUUGGAUUGAAAGGAGUCUCCAGCACAGCACUUGUAAAUGAUCAGAGGUAAAACUUUGGCGUUAAACGAAAUCUCUUCACGACGUUGAAGGUUGUUGCUGUGUUUUGCGGUUUCUUGGUAUUUUUUCUAUUAUUUACAUCUUAAGAGAAAAUGGGAAGCAUGUGAGUAUAACUGAUAUAAUAAAGGAUAACAGCAACUAACCUCCACAAAUGUAACUGUAAAGGUAUAGCAUAUUUACAAAAAAAAUCAUAUAAUGGUAUAAGAGGAUUAAAACCAUUUUACCAGUUCUGUUCUGGGAAGGUUUUUAAGUAGUUUUCUUUUUGAUUUGUGUCACCUCAUUGUUGAUUCAUUUUCUUAUAACUCACUCCCCCCAAAUAUUUUGGUUUUUUUUUUACUCAAUAAAAUAGAUUAAAAUAGUUUAUUAAUAGUUUAGCUUAAGUAAUAACAAUAUUUCAAGAAAUAUUAAGGUUCCUCGGCUAUUUUUUUUUUCUUUAUGGCCGAGUGAAUUGUUGCAUACGUUCUUUAGUAGGUGCCAUAUUGUGUAGCACAAAUAUUAUAUUAAUAGAUGCAACAAAUUCAGCAAAUACAGAUACAACAAAUACAGUGUGUUCCUACCAAAGAAUUACCAUUGUGUAGAAAGAGUUUUUUUUUCCAGCAUACCGUCUCAUUUUAAAUUCUGUUACCAUAAAGGUGCUGAAAGAGAUGUUUAUAAUUCUUGCUGAGAUCGGGCUGACUUUCCUAUUUGUGCCUAUACUGAGUGAAUUUCCAAAAUUAGCUACAUUAGCAAAACUGCGCACACAAAUUGUCUUGUGGUUUUCACAGACACAACAAAACACAGACGAGCAUCUGUGUGUUAUUUUGUUUGUUGGUUUGUUUUGUCUGUUUUGUGAAGAACUUCUUGCAGAAACAGUUCCCUGUUGUUCAAUCCCUCCAGAUUUAGACAAUUUAGCCAACAUGCUUAAAAAAUUCAAUUGUUUUUAUGAUUGUGGUUCAGUUUUUUUUUUUUUUUUAAUGACUAGAUUUGUAGUUAUGCCAGAAACGAACUGGUUAACAUUACGGAUAACUAAAAAGCUCCUCAUUAGUGUCUCAGAGUUGUGUGAGGAUUGUGAAAAAAACAAUCGAAUAUUUGUGUGAUAAACAGAAGUAAUAAAUUGUUCAUUAUUUAAACACUUUUUGGUAUUUAAUUUUCCAUUCGCAUAGUAAUGAAUGAAAUUAUGAUCAAAUUUAUAAUAUAAAACACAAAUUCAGAGCAAAACAAAGCUCUCACUAAAAUCAUCCUGCCAUGUUGUUGAACUUUAUAUAAAACAUUUUAACUGUCCUUUUUGUGAGAAGGUCAAAAAAUAUUAGUGUGAUUGUUUUUCUUUGUACUUGACUGGAAAGUAAAGGCGAUACUGUAUAAACCUCCUGUAUCUUAUCUGCUUGGUUUGGUUGUAGUAUUUUUUCCUUCACAAAACGUUACUGAGAACAAAAGCGACAUCUAGCCAAAGAAGACAAAAAUGAUUAAGCAGCAAACAUUUUAAGCAUCACCAAAGAACAUAAAAUAUUAACUGCACUGUACUGAUUCAAAUAAAUGAAAUAAAAUGUACAACUAAUAAAAUAUGUGUUUUCUUCAGUCAUCAAAAGAAACAGAAAAAAAAAAUCCCCACUUUUCUCUUUGGUGUCGUUGAUGAAAGUGUCAAUGUUGUUAGCAAGAAAAUCCUAGCAUGUAGGAUUCCAUGCUAAAAAAUAAAAUUGGCAACACUUUCGUAUUUUUUCCACAGAACUCCACUGUCUCGUCUGAGAAGCAAUCCUCCUGUCACAAGUAUCUGGAUUCUGGCUUCCAGCUAAACAACACUAUGUGUGGUAUAUUAGCUUCCUGUCAUGCUCAAACAGCAGUCAGGGGGAAAAAAAUCACUCAGCCGUUACACUUGAAAGUGUAAGGUUUUUCUGCAUCAUAUCUUAGGUGUCAUAUCUGCUUUAAGCUCUGCUGUAAAUCUGCUUUAAAAGUUUUUAGCAGGAGUAUCUCUAAUUGUAGCUUAUGUUUUAGCUCUAGUUCAGUGCAUGAAUUAAUAAAUCUGGACGUUUCUAUCAUUAAUCAUCUUUGAGAGAAAUCUGUUCUUGCAUAUGUUUUGUUAAAAUUCAAACACUGGUUGAUGUUCAUGAUGUUCUUUAUUUAU